Messenger RNA from Aureobasidium musti, 1275 nucleotides. NCBI's taxonomy places the organism in Eukaryota, Fungi, Ascomycota, Dothideomycetes, Dothideales, Saccotheciaceae. The record is from the annotation of a GenBank genome assembly.
AUGGUUCUCGAAGAAGCAACAAAUCACAGUGAGCCCAACUCGUUCGGCGAGCUCCCUACACCAGACGAUGGCAAUGACGGCCAAACACCGACUCGCUACCACAUCAAGCUCGAUCAGCUGCCUCGACCCGUCAACAUAUUCAUGGUGCCAGUCCGAGACGAUGCUAUAGUCAAGACCAUCUUGAGAAGCUGUCAAGAAGCCCAAUCAGUCAUACACCGCCCACUGCGCCAGGAAGAAGUCGACGCUAUCAGCUACCACUUUGCAAAAUCACUACGGACGGUAUCAUGGGGUCCGCCACUCGGUAUCCUUGGUGGUGCUGUCGCCGCAUACCGCAGCAUGAACAACUUCCGCUUCCCUGGUUACACUCCUAAGACCGAGGCUGAAGGUGGUUCAUUCAACCCUGAGCGCUUUGGUCCUGUGCGUGGACAGAUGGCUCGCUAUGCCUGGCACACGCUGCGUUUCCAGCUUUAUGGUGCUGUGGGCAUAUUUUUCGGCGGUCUGUUUGCUGCCAGUUAUGCCACUUCGGUAAAUGCAGUCGAGACUGGCUCGGAUCCUCGUAUGAAAGAUUAUAUUGAGGCGCUCAAGGAGCGCGCGCAAAGACAUACCGGUCAGCUGCAACCUCAAGGUCAGCGCAAUCCGAUAAUGAGUCAAGAAGGUCGCAUGGAUCAACAAGCACAACGAGCAUCGCAAAGACUUGGAAUGGAAGAUGCCUGGAAGCGUCAAGAUGUUCAGCGCAAGGCUUCCGACUAUGACGACAUGAGUCCUACUGGUGGUGCUUGGAUGGACGACUACAAGCAGGAAACUCAGGAUACUGGCCUCUUGACAGACGAGCAACUUAAUGCCCGCGCCCGCAAGGAACAAUCAAACGCAGACCGUGCUGAACGACUUGAGGAGUCUAGAGUCGCAGCUCAGGCACAAUCUCGUGUUGAACAGUCGCGAAGAAACAACCACAACAGCAGUGACGAUGCAUCCCCACUGGGCACUUCACAGCCUGCACCCGCUCCUCGCUCUUCAGGCAGUGCAUGGGACCGCAUUAGACAAGAGUCUGCGAGCUCCAAGGGCUCUCCCCGCCAAUCACCCACCAACACCCCUCAGAUUAGAAACGAACAGCAAGAAGGCUCAACGCUGGGCGAUUCAUUCUCUUUCAGCUCGUCAGAUGAGGAGAGACAACUAGCCAAGGUCGAAGCCCAGAAAGAGUUUGACGCAAGAGUGGAAAGAGAGCGUCAAGGAGGCGACUUUUCGGAGAGCGGCGGUCAAGGAGGUUGGAGAAGAUGA